CAGCACUCACAGGAGCCAGGCUUUACCUUUAUUUUGUACGACUCGAGUAUUGUGGGAAAGGAUCAGUUAUCCUAUGGCAGUAGGAACAGAGCCCUCCAAAAGGUUCAGUAGCAUUUCUUAAAAGAAAAUAUUUUGAUGGGAAAGCAGCCAUUCAACUUAGAAACGCACAUGUGCUUGAUGCCAUCUGUGUCAGGCAACCCCUCGCCAACAAGUGCUUAAAGAAAGGCAGAGUAACCUUCCUCUGAGUACAUUUGACAUUGGCUCCUUCUCCUGUUGCAUUUCCCAGGUAGUUAUUAACUGGCUGUUCCAGCACAGUGAGCACGCAAUGAUGCUUCAAGCCGUGCCCAGCCCUUUCCGUACAAACGUAACUGCUGUCUGCAAGCUGGUUCCCACCUUUCUUAGCACAUUCCAAGUGCCUACCUGUGUUUAAAAGAUACCUGAAGAGUUCAGGACUGUCUUCCAUUACUGACAGGCACAAUUUCUAAAACUGUCUGGAUUUUCCUGCAAGUCCCCUGAAGUUUUUUACAAAUCCAUGGGAUGAAGGAGAACUGGGUUUGGGGGGGAACACAGCAGGAAAGAUAAAGACUGUGAAAGCAUGAAAUCAUGAGCAACACGGGAGGCUGCUUUUGGCCUUGAGACAUCAGAGCAGACAUGAAUUAUUGAAAUUAUGGCUCUGUUAAUCUCUGUGUUGUCAGCCCUUCUAUAAACAGUGAGCAGGUGCUGUACGACUGCAAGUCCUGUUGAGUGGGAAAGCCCUCUGGUCAUGGAGUGGGACUUCUGCUGGAGCUCCAGCCUGCAGCUUCAGCUGCCUGACCUGGAUCAUUUGUUGUUCAAAGUGAGGGAUAUUGCUCCUCAAAAGCCUGUAUUAAUUUCUUUUCUAACAGGUGAUGUUGUUUAAUAGUCUAUUAGACUCCCUCAGUAGGUUUGUUUUUUUACUUUUUUUUGCUCUAUACAGAAUCUGAGUGAAGCCACUAACAGUACUCAAGGCAGACUGUAAUAUUAACAGAUGUGCAUGGAAGGUUUGCUUGCCUUCCAGCUUUUGGGGCUUUUUUGCAAUUGUUUGUGGGUAAAGUACUUGACACAGAGUUGCAAACAACUGUGUAGCAAUUGAAGCUCAAACGCAUUAUACAACUUCAGGAUGUGCUUUAUGGCCUGUCUGUUCUGAUCGUCAGCAUCAGGAGAAGAAAAUUCACUGUGUAUUAAAAAGAGGAUGGCAUUGAGGAACUAUAGGAAUUACUGUGAGGAGAAUUCUCUUGCACCAUGUGUUUUGACCCUGUAUCCAGAGUGCCAGACAGAAUUUUAAAUGUGAAUCAAUAGGUAAAUACCUAUUUCAAGGCAAAGUAAGGUGACUCUUCCAGGAGCCUGCAUUGCUGUUUUCCAUCUUCAGAGGUCUCUUAGAACAGCUGCUACUUUGAGUAUCUUCAAAACUGGAGAUCUGUGAACUCCAAAGCCAGCUUUUGCUGACAGAUACAGCAAGAUGCAGAUUCCACAAACAGCUUUGGCAAGUCCUGUAUGAAAAUAGGGUAAAAAUAUUAUUAAUUAACUUGGAUAGAGUUUGACUACUUAUAAAGCAGUAAAAGAGAAUUAAUUAGUAAUUAGGAUUUUAUUUUUAUUUUGGACUCUCUAACUGAGUGGAUUGAGGUCCAUGAGAGCAGUAGCUGUUUUUUCUACAUCUUUUGUUACAUUCAGACAAAUGGAAAACUAAAUAGAAAAGUCGACUUUUUGAUGAUGUAGUUGCUGAACUCCAUUCUGGAGCAGUAGUAUCUUUCACACCUUGAACAGGCUUUUAACCCUGAAAAUGAGAAAUGCCUAGCACAUUUUGGGGAAAGCAGGUUACUGGGAAAACCUCAUUUUAGGACCACUUCAGAAAAGCAAGGCCUGGUUCAAGUGGCUCGUAUCAGGUUGCUGCCACUUAGGUUCCUGCUCUUGCAGAGGCUUUCUGCAGGGGAAAGGCUUGGCUACAUUACAUGUUCCAUUCUUUUCUCUGCUGAAACAGCUGGAGGAAGAAUAUGGCCCUGCUUUGCAGGAAGAAUUUGUUCUCCAAGAUUCAGUUACAAGACUGGGACCUGAGCCUGGUAAUUCAUGUAUUCUAGUACACUUCCCAAGGCAAACUUUGAAUGGUGUUACUAAGAUGUCUCAGUAGUGCAAGAAUACCUUUGAAGCUGUAAAGCAUCAAUGUUUAACUCAAAAGGCUCUGCUAUGGUUAGUCCUCAUGCUUAAUCUAGUAGGGCAGUAUUAAUAAUGAUUAUUUAGCAUUUUCCAGAUAAUUUCUGUUUCACAAGCAAAAAAUUUUGUAGAAGUUUUUUUUUUUUCCAGACCACAAUGAUGAAAGUGCAUGGUUGUUUUGCUUCUGAAGGUGUAAAUCUGAUGUUUGUCACCUGUACUGUCUCUGCAUCUGUAUUACCAGUGAAUUUCUGACUGCUGAGCGUGAUUUUGUGAUUGCAAUUCCUAUGGAGUUAAGGACCUAAAUUUUUAAGCCAAUGAAUGGCAGGAGCAGAAAAAUAAUGAUUAUCUGCUUAAGGGGUGUUGAUUUCAUACUACUGAGUCAUUUGUUUUCUUAAAAAUAAACCCCAAGUUGUCCCCCAAAGCAAAACCUACAGUUUAAUUGUGUCUCUCUUUUUAGACUUUGUCAUUACUUAGCUCUCACAGGUGACAUGAGCCUAUCUGGGCUAGAUUUGCUGCACAAGAAAACAACCCUGACUUUUACCGGGUGGGUGGACAGGAAAAAAACCCAACUUUUUGUCAGUCUUUUGUGUUGCAGCAGCUGGAUUCAUUGCUGCUAUAGCAACACACCACAUGAUGAGGUGUAUUAGAUUGCUCUGCGCAGAACACGAGGGGGAAAAGGAACACAGCUCCUUGCUGAAGGUAAAGGUUGCACUGGAGUUUCUGCUGGAGAGCUGGGGAAGGUCAAAUGCUCCAGAUUCCAGUACUUGUUGUGCACAGGGGAAGGUAGAGGCGUGUGGAGGUGUUAAACUGCAGAACCAGAAUGAUUGAAGAUUGUGGGAAAAGAGGAAAUACCAUGGCAGAAAGAAGGCAGCUGUUUGCAGAAAUGCGGGCUCAGGAUCUGGAUCGCAUCCGUUUGUCCACCUACCGAACAGCGUGCAAGCUUAGAUUUGUUCAGAAGAAAUGCAACUUGCACCUGGUGGACAUCUGGAAUGUGAUAGAAGCCUUGCGGGAGAACGCCCUGAACAACCUGGACCCCAGCAUGGAACUGAGCGUGGCUCGCCUGGAAGCUGUGAUUUCAACCAUCUUCUACCAGCUCAACAAACGGAUGCCAACCACCCAUCAGAUCAACGUGGAGCAGUCCAUCAGCCUGCUCCUCAACUUCCUCCUAGCAGCCUUUGAUCCGGAAGGACAUGGUAAAAUUUCCGUUUUUGCUGUCAAAAUGGCCUUGGCAACUCUUUGUGGAGGAAAAAUCAUGGACAAAUUAAGAUAUAUUUUCUCCAUGAUUUCUGACUCCAGCGGGGUGAUGGUUUAUGGCAGGUACGACAUGUUCCUGCGCGAGGUUCUCAAGCUGCCCACCGCCGUCUUCGAGGGGCCUUCAUUUGGUUACACUGAGCAGUCAGCAAAAUCUUGUUUCUCACAACAGAAAAAAGUCACAUUAAAUACUUUCUUGGAUACUCUCAUGUCUGAUCCCCCACCACAGUGUCUAGUGUGGUUACCACUUCUGCAUCGACUGGCAAAUGUUGAAAAUGUCUUCCACCCCGUCGAGUGUUCCUACUGCCACAGCGAGAGCAUGAUGGGGUUUCGCUACCGCUGCCAGCAGUGUCACAAUUACCAGCUCUGUCAGGACUGCUUCUGGAGGGGCCAUGCCAGCGGUUCCCACAGCAACCAGCACCAAAUGAAAGAGUACACGUCAUGGAAAUCACCUGCUAAGAAGCUAACUAAUGCACUUAGCAAGUCUUUAAGCUGUGCUUCCAGCCGUGAACCUUUGCACCCAAUGUUCCCUGACCAGCCUGAAAAACCUCUAAACCUGGCUCAUAUUGUAGAUACUUGGCCCCCCCGACCUGUAACCAGCAUGAACGACACACUCUUCUCCCAUUCUGUUCCCUCAGGAAGUCCCUUUGCAAACAGAAGGUUACUUGGGGGUAUAAAUGCAGCCAGUCCUGUGGCUGAUGAGCAUUCUCUUAUAAAGCUGUAUGUAAAUCAGCUUCACAACAACUCACGCGUCCUUGACAGUGCAAGUCGCCUGGAUGAAGAGCACAAGCUGAUCGCCAGGUAUGCAGCAAGGCUGGCAGCAGAAACUUCUUCAUCACAGCCGAGUCAGCAGAGAGGGGCAUCAGAUAUCUCCUUCACCAUUGAUGCAAACAAGCAACAAAGGCAGCUGAUUGCAGAGCUUGAAAAUAAAAACCGAGAAAUCCUACAGGAGAUCCAGAGGCUGCGACUUGAACAUGAGCAAGCGUCUCAGCCCACACCAGAGAAGGCCCAACAAAAUCCCACUCUCCUCGCAGAGCUCCGGCUCCUGAGACAAAGGAAGGAUGAGCUGGAACAGAGGAUGUCUGCUCUCCAGGAAAGCCGAAGGGAGCUCAUGGUUCAGCUAGAAGGCCUCAUGAAACUGCUGAAGACGCAGGGGGCAGGCUCCCCACGUUCCUCACCCAGCCACACCAUCAGCCGGCCGAUCCCCAUGCCCAUCAGGUCUGCCUCUGCCUGCUCCACCCCGACCCACGCACCUCAGGACUCUCUGACCGGGGUGGGAGGAGAUGUGCAGGAAGCCUUUGCACAAAGUGCAAGACGAAACUUAAGAAAUGAUUUGCUGGUGGCAGCAGAUUCAAUCACCAACACCAUGUCUUCUUUGGUAAAAGAACUAAAUUCUGAAGUGGGCAGCGAGACAGAGAGCAAUGUGGAUUCUGAGUUUGGGCGGACUCAUUUUGAUGACCUGGUUCCCUCCCCGACGUCUGAGAAGGCUUUCCUGGCACAGAUCCAUGCCCGGAAGCCGGGAUACAUCCACAGCGCUGCUGCCACCGGCUCCAUGCGCAGUGACAUGGUUACAGAAGAUGGAGACCCUUAUGUCAGAGCAGAUGAUGAGAAUUACGAGAACGACUCUGUCCGCCAGCUGGAGAAUGAACUGAAAAUGGAGGAGUACCUGAAGCAGAAGCUGCAGGAUGAGGCUUACCAGGGAAGCUGCAGUCAGACAGACAAUGAAAGCUACGUAAGAACUGAUGAUGAGGAGAGCUGCUUUCGGACAGACGAUGAAGAAAACUCAGCUGCGAACUUCACAGAAGAGUGGAACCAAGAGGUGCAGCGUCUCUUGACAAAAAAAUCACAUAACUAAGUUCUGAGGACUGUAGCACAGUACUUUUGUUCUAAGAGUUGUAGUUUGUAGAUGUGUGUUUUUUGACAACAAGACUUUUGUUUAAAGCUAACUUAUAUUAGCGACAUCUUCUGUAACAUGGCUCAUUACCGGCGAAGCAGACAGACUGACGCGCGUGCCGCUGUCACACACGGCGGCGCUGUUAAUAACUCACGUGAACCCUUUGCACAUGAUAUUGAACUUGUUCAGUUUACAAUGACAAUACUGUUUAUAGUUAGAAAUUUGAUUUCUGAAUACUUUGAGAUUUUAGUAGAUUGGUUUACUAUACACUGUACAUUUUUUUUCCACGGGAGAAAUAAAAAGCGACAAUUAUGCAUUUAACACUGAA
Sturnus vulgaris (Common starling) is the source of this 5639-nucleotide messenger RNA. NCBI's taxonomy places the organism in Eukaryota, Metazoa, Chordata, Aves, Passeriformes, Sturnidae. The record is from RefSeq and is a predicted model, not a curated record.